This is a messenger RNA of Anoplophora glabripennis (Asian longhorned beetle), 3253 nucleotides long. It is a transcript of the gene Cep97, whose product is annotated as centrosomal protein of 97 kDa. The record is from RefSeq and is a predicted model, not a curated record. Gene Ontology annotation, molecular function: U2 snRNA binding; protein binding. Lineage: Eukaryota; Metazoa; Arthropoda; Insecta; Coleoptera; Cerambycidae. The transcript is spliced from 14 exons. The coding region runs from base 110 to 2491 and encodes 793 amino acids. Gene Ontology annotation, biological process: mRNA splicing, via spliceosome.
UCAAUAAUAUUUUGCUAUUUUUAGAAAAUAGAUGCUGAUUUAAAAAUUAAGUAAACAACGAAAAUAGUGUAAUCGUUAAACGUAUAAUAUGUGUAUUGUUUAAGUUCAAAUGGAGGAUUUACAAGAUACUUUAGAUUUAUCAAAUAAAAAGCUCAAAAAACUAAAUAAACCCACCCCAGCCGAAUCUCAGGUUCUCAACUUAAUUUUAGAUGACAAUGAGCUGCAGCGGUUAGAUAACAUUGACUCUUUUAUUAAACUACAUAAGCUUUCAGCGGUGCAUAACCAAUUGCUACGUAUGUAUGGUGUUUGUCGACUUCACUCACUCCAUACCUUAAACCUUGCUCAUAAUGGAAUACUUACUAUUGAGGGGUUAAAGGAGUUGGUCAGCUUGAAAUGGUUAUGUUUAGCUGGAAAUAGCAUUAAGACCAUAGAACAUUUACAAACUAACGUAAAUUUAGAAUAUCUAGAUUUAUCGGAGAACAGCAUAACUCAUAUAACAGAUUUAUCAUUUUUAAAGAAUCUUAAGGAACUUUUUCUACAUAAAAACAAAAUUAAUCACUUAAGCCAGUGUGAUCGUUUUUUACCUACAAGCUUGACUACACUAACUCUAGCUCAUAAUAACAUUACGGAUCUGAAUGAGAUUUCGAGGCUUGUGAACCUUGUUAAUUUAACUAAAAUCUCUCUCGCUAAUAACCCAUGUGUUAACAUGACUGGUAAUAAUAUAGGCUUUGACUACCGUCCAUUUGUUAUAAAUUGGUGUUUAAACGUAAAUGUUAUAGAUGAUUAUGUAGUUGAUGCAAUCGAAAGUUUAAGAGCGGAAUGGCUGUACUCACAAGGACGGGGCAGACACUAUAGAGUAGGCGAUCAGAAGGAGUUGACGCAGUAUCUGGCAACAGUCUGUCCGUUAACAGGGGAAACUUUGGAAACCGAGGAAGAUAGAAAACUACGGUUGAUUUUGAGCAAGGCCCAACACCAUCAGCAACAGUUACGAGAACAGUCAUCCACAAAUGUGACACCAAAUCCGUCUCCCAUGUCGAGAAAAAAAUUGCAACUCAACAAGCAGUCUCCAAGAUUAAAUUCUUCUAGAUUGAGCAACAGGAUUAAGUCACCAGAUCGGAUGGUGUCUAGCUGUUACUCUCCAUUAAAUAAUAUAGAUAACCAGUCGGUGAUGUCUCAGAGCCUGGACCCGAGUAUAUUAAAUCAAAGUAUCGGCAGUAAGAUGACCGAGUCUAGUAAUCAUAUUAGCACCGAAAAAUGUCUAGAUUCUGAGCCCAUAAACAGCCCUCUUCAAGCCUUAUCUAAAAUGGUACCAGUGCCUGAAUCUCUGAUGAGUCCCGACUACCGCCCAUCGAACUUGGUCUCGCGGAAUUCCACCAUAACUCCAACACUUUCCGCUAUGUCUUGCCUUCUCAGCAAUAAAUCAUCGCCGGCCAGAAUCGUGCAACCGGCGCGUUCGCCUAAAUCUAACAGAUCCUCGGUGGGCAGGACCAGGAGUCAAUUAGGAACGGAAGCGAGGAAGACUGGUUCUCCGUCCCCUGCAAGACAGAAAAAGAUGAGUGGGAUAUUAAACGAGCGGCAAACUAACAAAAAAUCGUCUAUUCCCAGAAACAAGCCCUCGAGCAGCGAAGACGAGUCGGAGAUAUGCGACGCCAAGCUGCAAACCAUUCAGAUGAAGGCAGAGGAGCGCAGAUUGCAGAAAGACGAAAACCGCAGCAACAGCAGUAGUAACGAUGACAAGGUGGAACAGGCCGCCGUCUUCAUCCAGAAAAUGUGGCGUGGCUACUUCACAAGGAACAAGGACAAGGAGAUCCAGGAAAUGUUCAAGGAGUUGCAGAGUCAGAGAGCAAACCAGUAUAUACAGAAACUUGCGACCGACAUGGAAACGACUAAAGUGGCGCUGGAGAGCGAGCGGAAAAUCCAGAUGCUUCAAACUGAAGCGAUUAGCGCGCUUUGGAAGAAAAUUUCCGCUUUGCAACCGGAGAGCGAAGGUAGCUCUUCGAAUUUAAACAUGACCAACUUGUCUGUGAACAAUGCUGAGGUCGUGAAGGAACUGGCACAAACUUGUACAAUGCUGCAAACUCAGAUUCAACAAUUACAGAACUCGAUGCAGGAUAUCGUAAAGGUUAUGACGGUAUUUAGUCAAAGUGCAGGUAUUAAUCAUCAACUAAGAGAAAACGGAAUAUCAACCCAAACAGAUAUUGUAGCAGUCCAUACACCUCAGGGAGAAGCCGGUAAAGUUUUCCCCUUUCAAAAGCAGCAGGUGCAGUCCAGGCCGUCAUCCUUGCCUCUGCCCGUGUACCAGCGCAAGCGGGAAAACUCUCAGAGCAACUCGGAACUGCAGCAAUUCGCAGGCUCUUUAGUCGACGGGGUUAUAAAGACGGUGUCGGAGACCAGGGCGGACCUGCUGGGCCACAACACCACUGAUAUUACCGUUACCGAUACAGAUAAGUUGAGCGAACAGAACAUCGAGAAGUGCGAUGUCGCCACUUGAGUUUGUUCGAGGGAUGAGCUUGAAAACGUUACAAGGCUGCUCGUUUUUAUUUUCUUUGAGGCUGACAAUUAAGGAGGGAUUUUUUAAUAAUGUUACGCUAAUAAUUAUCGAUUAUUAAUAUAAGGGCUAAUACAAUAGUUUCUUUUUUAAACUAAGUCACAUCAAUUUACUGAUUUAAUAAGUCGAAAAUAUAAUGUUAAUUGACCAUUCGGUUGUCGUUGAAUGUGUCACGAUCCGAAUUACAUCGUUAUCAAAGCCUUAAAAUUGCCCUUACUAGCUAUCUAUCGUUUGUACAAUUAUAUGAGAAGACUGCUUUGAAAAGCCUUUUCGGUUUUGAAAUUUCUGUGAUUUUCUCUUUUCAAGCUCAUCGGCUACGGAUAGGAAAAAGGUGUUUAUUCUAAGGAUAAUGGAGUGUAUCGCUAUUUUAAUUUUUUAACCAUACAUAUUUGUAAUGUAUUACUCACCACUUUUUCUCUUCCUUGCCCAAAUACUUGCUUUACAAAAAACACUACGUUUUUCAAAUUAUUAUUUAUCUGUGUUACUAGACUUAUCGUUCGUAGUAAUUUCUCUAGAUUUAAAAGUACUCGUUAAGCAGAUAACGUUCCAUGACAGUUUUAAAUCUCUAAUUAGGGUAAAUAUAUUUUUUAUAAUUCCAAGGUAAUUAUAAUAUUUCACGUUUAGAUUAGGUUGAUUUUUUUUUGUUAACUCUGCACGAGGUUCUAUUUAUAUUGUUAUUUUUUUUUACUAAUUGUUAUUAUUUAA